AUGAUGUCCAGGACCCUGAGGCUGGCCCUGCUGGCUUUGGCCUGCACUGUGGACCUGAGCUGGGCCACUGGCUUCACAGAAAACGGCCUCUCCCUGCUGAGCUACCAGCUGUGCAGCUACCCAGUGACCCGAAAUGUGCAGAGGCUGCAGGAGGUGCAGACCUCACACACAGCCUAUGUGCACUGUGGAGCAUGGAUCCCGUGGAAAAAGUGUCCCAAGACCGUGUACCGGACCCAGUACCUGGCGGUGGAGGUCCCUGAGUCCAGGAAUGUGACUGACUGCUGUGAGGGCUUUGAGCAGCUUGGCUUCUACUGCGUUCUGCCCCUGAACCGGUCUGGAGAGUUUGCAUCAAGACCUGGGGCCUGCCCAACGGCAGAACCAGAGUCAUCCAACCCACUGUGCAGCUUGGACACUGACUGCUCUGGACUUCAGAAGUGCUGCUCCUGGUCAGGGGCCCGCCGCUGUGUGGCCCCUGCGCCCACAGGUGCAGAGAGGAUCCCAAUGAGCUGGUACAAUGUGACUGUGUUGGUGAAGAUGGGCUUUGAGGACCUGCAACGAGAAGACCCUGGCUUCCGGAACCACACACGCCUGCUCUACUCUUUGGUCACCAGUGCCUUGCGGCCUCUGAACACGUCUGUACACUACCUGAACUCCGCUGGUGGCAGGGACACCUUCACCACGGUGUCAUGGUUGCUGCUGGGCCUUCCACGGCGCUUGACGGUGGCCAAUGUCUCUGCCGCAUUGGAUGAUGUAGUGAAUCGAGUCUAUGAAGUGGUCAGCAUCCAGGUGCAAGAUGUGAACGAGUGCUUGCACAGGGAGCUCCAUGUCUGUUCCAGAGGAGAGCAGUGUCUGAACAUUGAGGGCUCCUACCAGUGUCUUCCUACCCAACCGCCAAACCACACAGAUGAAGAUUGCCCUCCAAUCCGAGACUUCAUGGCACUUGACGUCACCAGCAGCAGUUUUCACUUGUCCUGGAGUUUGAAUUCCACUCAGAACCACACUUUCCAUGUCCAAGUGUUCAAAGGCAGAGAAAUACUCAGAAGCAUCUGGACGAGGAGCCAGACUCUGACCGUGCCUGGGUUGGAGGCUGGAGUGCUGUACGGAGUGAGGACCAGCUACCAGGGGUGCGGGGCCAAUGUCUCUGCCACACUGGCUGUCAAAACAGAUGCCCAGGUUUUCCAAAUCACAAUACGGAUCGUGAACCGUAACCUGACAGAGCAGAUUCUCAACUGCAGCAGUGAGGAAUUUUGGAACUUUUCUCGGCAGCUGUUUCAUGAGGUGGAAAACUCCUUCCCCCAGGUCAUUUUUGACCUGUACAGACGAGGGAAGCUGCAGCUCCAGAUCGUGUCCCUGCGGGCAGGCAGCCUGGUAGUAACACUUAGACUCAGCCUGCAAGAUCCCGAGUUUCCAGUGGGCGUCUUCACGCUGAUGCCCAUGCUCCCGCGGCUAUCUGUAAGCACCGUGUUCCAAGUUGACCAGCAGGGGACGCUAGUGCAAGACUGGGACGAGUGCGCACACAGCUCCGAGCAUGACUGCCACCCAGACGCUCGCUGUGUCAACCUGGAAGGCUCCUACACGUGCCAGUGCCUCACAGCCAGGGAUGCCAACCCCUCCCGGGCUGGCCGGGUCUGUGAGGGUGACACGGUGACCCCCACAGGAGGUGGACAGUCUGUAACAACAAAAGUCUCAGCCCCAGCUGUCAGCGUGGGAAUAACAAGCCUUGGCCCAGAGGCCCUCACCUUUUCACCCAGUCCCAGGCACCCGAGGAGCACCCCAACAAGAAGUCAAGCCUGGACCCCAGGGCCUCCAUCUAAGAGAGGCAGUAGCAGCACAGCCAGGCAGGAGAUGAAUAGCACAGGGCAAGAUGCAGAGCUGCCCAGCACGGCCCUGAGCCUGGGAACGAGCCCCAGAACGAGCCCCAGAAGUUCCAGCAGCAUGACCAGCUCCUUUCCCAGGACUGCAGAGCCAACCCCUGGCUCCCCUCUGAAGACCACAGUUGUCCCACUCCAUGUCACCGGAGGGCCACAGGAAAACCUCACCGUAGACCCUCCCCCGGUGACUGAUUCACCCACGGGCUAUGUUGCAUGGCACCCCAGUCCCACUUGGGAAACACCCCCUCCGAAAUCCACAAGACUGCAGAAUGAAGACCCUCGCCCUUCCUUCUUCCCAGAACUGCCAUCGGCUUCAACCCCUGUGGCUCCAGAGUCCCCUGCCUGUGUUCCUGGACCCAUUGGAAAGGUCACCGUCUCCAACAUGACCAGUACCGGCUUCUCCCUGGAGUGGUCAGCAGACAUCAGCUUCUCCCCUACCUUCUAUCUCACUUUGGUCUCUCCUCGGGGACCUGCCAUGACUAUGGAGACCCAGGACAAUAACGUGACCUUGUCAGGGCUGGAGCCUGGAGCUUUGCACCUGAUAGAGAUUGUGGCUAAGGUGUGUGGGAAAGAAGGUGCCAGAAGACAGCUGAGAGUGCGGACAGUGGCCCGGAAACUUGCCGGGGAAGUCCGGAUAGCAAACAUCCGGUAUUCAGAAUCCUUCCGAAAUGCCAGCAGCAGGGAACAUCGAGACUUGGUACAGCUAUUCUUCAGGACGGUGCGGGACUCCUUACCAGCCCCUCUGUGUCAGCACAUGGAUGCAGGUAGGAUCCAGGUGGACAUCGUCAACAUCACGAACGGCAGCGUCGUGCUGGAGUUUAAUUUGCUAAUAAUGGCAGACCUGGAUGUCAGGGAGGUGUCCGCCGCCUUCCUCGCGGCGCUGCAGAACACAUCGGUGCUGGAGGUGGACAAAGGCAGAACCUUCAUACAAGACUUCGAUGAGUGUGAGAUGAGGGAGGAUGACUGUGAGCCUGGGAUGUGCAGAAACACCUUCGGAUCUUUCACGUGUAGCUGUGAUGGAGGAGGACCUGACUCACAUGUGGAAUAUUCUGGAAGCUCCUGCGAUGGUGGCUCUUCUAGCAACACAAUCCAGACCCCAGGCCCAGAGCGGCCCCCUACCCCAGCAGGAACCAGAGGUGACCCUGUGCCAGAUGCCAGCUCCGUGCCCCAGGACCCGCCCCUGCGGCUGAACCUGACCGACGCGGUUGGAGUGUCCUGCGAGAUCGAGAUGGUAGUCAUUACCAUCCAGAAACGCUUCCUGCAGCAGGAGGCCAUACCCGAGGCCUCCCUGUACCUGGGGGAGCCCUCCUGCAACGUCAGCAAUAGCAACAGCACACAUGUGUUCCUGGUGGCUGGCUGGGGCCAGUGCGGGACCCUCGUGCAGAGUAACAUGACCAGCACAGUGGUGACGACCACACUGAAGAACGACCUGUCCCCAGAGGGCGUCAUCCACCACCUGCAGAUCCUCAGUCCCAUCCACUGUGCCUUCCGCAAUGACCUUCUGACCUCCUCAGGCUACACCCCGCAGUGGGGGGUCUACACCAUCAUCAAAGACCUCCACGGCACUGGGAACUUCGUCACUGAGAUGCAGCUGUUCAUGGGAGAUUCUCCCAUACCUCAGAAUUACAGUGUGUCUGCCAGUGAUGAGAUCAAGAUUGAAGUGGGGCUCCACAGACAGAAGAGCAGCCUUAAGGUGGUGUUGACCGAGUGCUGGGCCACCCCCUCCAGCAACGCCAGGGACCCUGUCACCUUUGGCUUCAUCAAUAACAGCUGCCCAGUCCCCAACACCUACACCAGUGUGAUCCAGAAUGGCAACUCCAGCAAGGCCCAGUUCAAGCUGAGAAUCUUCUCUUUCGUCAAUAAUUCCAUCGUCUACCUGCACUGCAAGCUGCGAGUGUGUAUGGAGAACCCCAGGAACUCAUGCAGGAUAAGCUGCAACGACUUCCGGCUGCUGAGAAGCAGUGAAGCUGAGCACCAGAUGUCCUGGGGGCCUCUCCAUUGCUCUGAAGGUGAACCUGCAUAUACAAAGCCAGGCCUGGGGACCCGUUACAUCGUUAUCAUUGUGGUGGCUGCAUUUACUGUGGUGGCAGGGGCUACGACCCUUCUGAUCUUGCAUUACCAGAGAAUGAGGGGCAAAUACAGUCUCAGAAUCCAGACCGAUGACUUCAGCUACCAGGUGUUCGCUCAGUAGGAGACCCAGCUGUCAGGAGAUGGGGCACACUGUAAAUAAGGUCCAGUGAUUAAUUCAUCAAGCAUUGGCAGGACUCCACUAUGGGCAGUGCUGUGUCAGCCCUUGGGGAUGAGCCCCCAUGAUGACAACGACCUCUGUCUUCCGCCAAGAGGCUGAAGAUGCAGAGCCGCACCCACCAGGCCAGUGACAGGUCUGCUGAAUAUGUGAACAGAGCGCUGGAGUGGCCUUCACCCUCAAGCCUAGCACAAACCCGGCCCCUCCAUUACCCAAGCGACUGGCACAGCCUUCCCAGCUUUGACUUUCAAGCU
Messenger RNA from Arvicola amphibius (Eurasian water vole), 4370 nucleotides. RefSeq names its product uromodulin like 1 (gene Umodl1). Gene Ontology annotation, cellular component: extracellular region; cell surface. Bases 1 to 4062 code for a protein of 1353 amino acids. Lineage: Eukaryota; Metazoa; Chordata; Mammalia; Rodentia; Cricetidae. Gene Ontology annotation, molecular function: protein binding; peptidase inhibitor activity; calcium ion binding. The transcript is spliced from 22 exons. The record is from RefSeq and is a predicted model, not a curated record.